Molecule: messenger RNA, 3508 nt
Organism: Acipenser ruthenus (sterlet)
Lineage: Eukaryota; Metazoa; Chordata; Actinopteri; Acipenseriformes; Acipenseridae
Product: rho GTPase-activating protein 22-like
Exons: 16
Coding region: 341-3334 (997 amino acids)
Biological process (GO): signal transduction; activation of GTPase activity
Cellular component (GO): focal adhesion
Molecular function (GO): protein binding; GTPase activator activity
Source: RefSeq, a predicted model, not a curated record
CUUGUUCUGUAACUUCCUCUGGAAAAACAGCCUUCCAGUAUUGUAGUACUGUCACGACUUGAACUCUUUUUGUCAUGUGCGGUGUCAUCUGUCAUUAGAAGUAUCUUCCGCUUUGUUUUUGUCACGUGAUGCCUACACCACUGCCGAGGCGGAAACUCAAUGCUAUGUUUGCUUUUUUGGAACAGCUUUUCCAGCGGCUUUCUUGAAGUUGUGUAUGUACUCUUGUAUUUAAAAGUUACCAGUAGUAAUAUGAAGAAAAAAAUCAUAACGCAUCAGACGUAUCUAAUUUUCAUUUAAUUACGCCCGCUGCUCAAACAUAACCAUUUUUGUUUCGUCUGCUAUGGAACUCAAUUCAGCCAUUUCUGUCGGCACUGAUAUUUUUGACGCCAUCCAGAGAGGAAAUUUGGAGCAUUGUGUGACUUUAAUUCAGCAAGACCAGUCACUCCUGGUGCGUAAAGGCUGGAGUGGAUUUACACCCCUUCAUUACGCUGCAUUCCAGGGGAACAGGGGGCUGGCAGAACUGCUUCUGCAGCAUGGAGCUGACCCUAAUCUGCCAAAUGAUGCAGGCCAAACACCAUUUCACUUUGCUUGCAGACAUGGUGAUGUUCAUGUUAUCCACCGAAUGCUGAAAUAUGAAGCAGAUGUGAACCUAACCGACCAUCAGUGGAAGACAGCACUUCAUCAUGCAGUGAUAGGUGGAAAUCUAUUUGCCAUAAGAUACCUUGAGGAAUUGGGGAGUUUCAAUUUUUGCGAUACAGACAAGUGUUUACUCACACCCCUGCAUCUUGCCGCUUCAACUGGAAACACUUAUGUUGUGAGAUAUUUAUUGAGAAACAGUAGGUGUCAAGCUGAUGCUCCUGAUAAUCAAGGAAUGACUCCCAUGCACAUAGCUGCUGAAAAAGGUGCAAUAGAAAUAAGCUGGCUGCUUUUGCAAGCUGUUGGAUUCCGGAAUCUGCAUUUAAAAGCUAAGAAUGGACUUACUCCACUCGACAUUGCCAAGCAAGGAAUAACAUACAGACACCAAGAACUUACAAAGGUUUUAAAUAAAUAUAGCAAAGAGCCACAUGAUCAGAAACCCAAGGAGUCAUAUGGCAUGUACUAUUGGACUCUGCUAUUCCCUGGUGUCAGUGCCUCAGUUGUGUUCCUUAUUUCGUUUGCUUUGGGCAAGUAUGGUGGAAUCUUUUGUGCACUGGUUUUCCCUUGGUUGGCAAGGACAACAUUCUCUCAGUACCAUAGGAUGAAUGACAUUCAGAGGUCUAAGAGCAUGGUGAUGGGGGAGAUAUCCAGGAGCUCCAACCGGCCUGCUUCCCCAGGUUUGCAGGAGCGCGCUGUGAAAACAGGGUGGCUGAAGAAACAGAGAAGUAUCAUGAAAAACUGGCAGCUGCGAUGGUUUGUGCUCAGGACAGAUCAGCUCUACUUCUACAAAGACGAGGAAGAAACUAAACCACAGGGCUGUAUUCCACUUCAGGGAUGUCAAGUGAAUGAACUGCCAGCCAAUCCAGAGGAGCCAGGCAAACAUCUCUUUGAAAUUGUUCCAGGUGGUGCAGGGGAGCGGGACAGAGCAGCCAUCAAUCAUGAAGCCUUUCUCCUCAUGGCCAACUCCCAGAAUGACAUGGAAGAUUGGGUGAAAGCAAUCCGACGUGUCAUCUGGGCCCCAUUUGGAGGAGGAAUAUUUGGCCAACGAUUAGAAGACACUGUACAGUAUGAAAAGAAGUUCGGACACCGACUGGCUCCGUUGAUGGUAGAACAGUGCGUAGAUUUCAUUCGAGAGAGAGGCUUGGAUGAAGAGGGAUUAUUCCGAAUGCCCGGCCAGACAAAUUUAGUAAAAGAAUUGCAGGAUGCCUUUGAUUGUGGAGACAAGCCUCUUUUUGACAGUAACACUGACGUCCACACAGUCGCGUCCCUACUAAAGUUAUAUCUUCGAGAGCUGCCAGAGCCUGUUAUUCCCUUUGCCAAGUAUGAAGACUUUCUCUCCUGUGCACAGCUGUUAGCCAAGGAUGAGGUGGAGGGUAUUCAGGAGCUGGUAAACCAAGUGAAAGGUCUUCCUCAGGCCAAUUACAACCUUCUGAAAUAUAUCUGCAAAUUCCUUGACGAAGUCCAGUCCCACUCAAAUGAAAAUAAAAUGAGUGUGCAGAACCUUGCCACAGUUUUUGGGCCAAAUAUUCUACGACCUAAAUUUGAAGACCCAGUGACUAUAAUGGAAGGAACCUCACUUGUGCAGCAUCUUAUGACAGUGCUUAUCAGCAAACAUGAACAACUUCUCAUCAGUACAGAAACAGAAGCCACUGUCACCCAGCAAGAAGGGAGACCCCUGUUUCAAUGCAACACGGUUGAGUGGAUCUCUGAAGAAUACCUACAGGAAAGCCACUCAAAGAACAAAAGCGUGAAUCAACCUGAUGAUCUCUGCAGCAGUGCCACUUCACUCGACGUUAACAUCAGCACCCCCAUGAUGGUCUCCAAAGUUGCAUCUCAGGGAAAGGGAGAUAUACAAAGCCAAGCGGCAACCAGUCCCAGUAAACAGAUGAAGUCCCUUCCAACCUGGAAAUAUUCCUUUAAAAGUUCAGGGGGGAGAUCCAGCAAUGUUAAAUUAGGUGGCUCCUCAGUGGAUAUUCCAAAUUUGUCAUCUAGUGGAAACUGGCUGAUUAAUGGACUUUCAUCCCUCCGUGGCCAUAGAAGGACUUCAUCGGGAGACCGGGUUAAAGACUCUCCCCAAAGACUGUCAACAUACGACAACGUUACUGCAUCUAGUCUGAGUGUACCGAGUGUAGCCAGCACAACGUGGUCCACUUCCUCUUGUGAGAUUUCUGUUCCAGACUCUGUCAGUAGCUGCCCUGCCUACAAUGCGAGUGACUCUUCAGGGCAGAUCUCUGGCAAAGUGGAAUGGUCUACACAAGCCUCUCAAGGGCAGAGUGACAUCAAAACCUCUGAGUUGGAGAACAGUAGCGAGGGGUUGGAAGUUUACAUUAGCAGCAUGAACUGCAGUGAACACAGUAACGUGGUGACUGCAUCAAAUGACUCUGCCAGCUGUUCAAAAGCACUGACCAGCCUGGUUACAGAGCUCAGAGAGGAGCUAGGGAAACAAAAAGAGGAAUACGAGACCAGGAUAAGAGGGCUUGAAGAGUCAAGUGCAGAGCUGCACGUGCAAGUCAAUAGACUUGAGGAGGAACUGGACCAAGAAAAAAAGAAAUAUGCAAUGCUUGAAAUAAAACUUCGAAACUCAGACCGGGCUCGAGAGGAUGCAGAGAAAAGAAACCAACUCUUGCAAAAAGAAAUGGAGGAGUUUUUUGCUACACUCGGUGAUCUAACUCUUGGAACCAGGACAACAAACAUCUAAAAUCUCAGAAUCCUUGUUACUGAUGAAAUAGAAUUUAUUUCCAUUGUGAACUUUGUAUUUAUAGCAUUCUGUACUCAUGUAUCAUGAGUAUUCUGAAGUAAUUCCAUGCUGUCAAUGACUGUUUUAUUGCAGUAACUUAACUUUUGGUUUACCUAUGCUUUAACUAUGCUUUAA